Glycine soja is the source of this 2249-nucleotide messenger RNA. Its product is annotated as LEAF RUST 10 DISEASE-RESISTANCE LOCUS RECEPTOR-LIKE PROTEIN KINASE-like 1.1. Gene Ontology annotation, molecular function: protein kinase activity; ATP binding. The transcript is spliced from 4 exons. Gene Ontology annotation, biological process: protein phosphorylation. NCBI's taxonomy places the organism in Eukaryota, Viridiplantae, Streptophyta, Magnoliopsida, Fabales, Fabaceae. The record is from RefSeq and is a predicted model, not a curated record. Bases 112 to 2097 code for a protein of 661 amino acids.
UUUAAGAACACUAACCAUAACGUCAACAGAUCAACUAUAUUUCAUUAAAAGAAAAUCCGGUUAUUGUUAAGAGAGUUCAUCACUUGUUCCUAAAAUUAUUGGGAAUUUGGUAUGGCUCUAGUUGAUUUGUUCUGCUUCCUCUUGUUUUGUCACCUUGUACUCAUUCUCUCCGCUGGUUAUGGAAAUGGGCACCAAGAUUGUCCACACUCCUUUACUUGUGGUAAUCUUGGAACUUUCCAUUACCCUUUCACCAAGGCAGAAAAACCUGACUGUGGCUUGCUAGCCAUACAUGAUUGUGAUAAUCCUCAUCAACACAGAAAAAUGAUCCAGCUCGAGAAAAAUGGAAAAGGCAUAGUGCUUACAGGCGUGGCUCAGCAGAAUGCGAUUUCAAUUUUGGAUGAAGAUUUUCACAAGCGUUUACAACAAAACCCUUGUGGCACUUUGAAGAAUAAUUAUAGUCUUCCUUCCCCUUUUUCUUCUUUGUAUUCUAUUCACAUAAAAUUCAAUGUAACACUGUUCAAAUGCAAACAAAGCCUCAAAAUGAAACCGCCAACACAUUAUUUUAAUCACCCGUGCCCUGAAUAUGAUUAUGAUAUAUAUUAUGACAGCCUUCCCACUCCUAAUAGUAAGGAGGCGCAUAGCCUUUUCUCAUCCUGCUCAGUUAUUCAGAUAUCAACAAAAGACUUGACUGAUACCAAUGACAUUCUGUCGUUUGUAUCUGCUGAGAUGGUUCUUCAAGUAGUAUUAUCUAAUGAUUGUGAUCAGUGCUAUAAUCACAGGGGAGGCCAAUGUCGGCUUGACGCCAAUAAAAAGUUCUACUGUAAAGAAGGACCAAAGAAUAAGAGUAGUAAAAGUUUGAAGCUGAUACUUGGACUUGUAACAGGUUUAAGUGUUAUAUUGUCAGCUAUUCUGAUCAUUGGAUACAUAGUAUUUAGACGGAAAUAUACUCCAUCACACCCCCAAUCCCAAUCAAGAAACACAUAUGUUGAUGUAAUUGGUCCGAGCUCAAAUCCUGAUCCAGAAAACGGCAGGUUCUACUUUGGAGUCCCUCUCUUCUCUUACAAGGAGCUUCAAAAAGCUACAUAUAAUUUCCACCACGCCAGACAACUUGGAAGUGGAGGCUUUGGAACAGUUUACUAUGGAAAACUGCAAGAUGGACGAGAAGUUGCUAUCAAGCGUCUAUAUGAGCACAACUACAGGCGAGUAGAACAGUUCAUGAACGAAGUUCAAAUCCUCACACGCUUGCGCCAUAAAAAUCUGGUGUCCCUCUAUGGCUGCACUUCAAGUCACAGCCGUGAACUACUCCUUGUGUAUGAGCAUGUUCCAAAUGGCACUGUUGCUUGCCACCUCCACGGUGAGUUAGCAAGGCGCGACACUCUUCCAUGGCACACAAGAAUGAAAAUUGCCAUAGAGACCGCAAGUGCACUGUCUUAUCUCCAUGCUUCUGACAUCAUCCACCGCGAUGUCAAGACCAAGAACAUUCUCCUUAACGAAAGUUUCAGUGUUAAGGUUGCGGACUUUGGUCUUUCAAGGUUGUUCCCUAACGAUGUUACGCAUGUUUCCACUGCUCCACUAGGAACCCCAGGUUACGUUGAUCCAGAAUAUCACCAAUGCUACCAGCUCACAAACAAGAGUGAUGUGUAUAGUUUUGGGGUUGUGCUUAUUGAGCUAUUAUCAUCUAUGCCAGCUAUUGAUAUGACAAGGCGUAGGGAUGAGAUUAACUUGUCAAAUCUAGCCAUAAAUAAGAUUCAGCAAAGUGCAUUUAGUGAGCUGGUUGAUCCUUGUCUUGGUUUUGAUUCAGAUAGUGAGGUAAAGAGGAUGAUGGUUUCGGUGGCAGAAUUAGCUUUUCAGUGUUUGCAACGGGACAAGGAAUUGAGACCCUCUAUGGACGAGGUUUUGAAGGUGCUGAUGAGAAUUGAAACUGGGAAGGAUAUGGGUGAGCAUCUAGAUGAUGAAGAAGAUUUACGUCCCCCUUCUCUACCUUCACCAGAUUGGGAUGAGAAUGGAUUAGUGAGAAAAAUGAUGGUUCAUCCUUCACCUAAAGCCGUCACUGAUACAUGGCACAGUGAGUCUACUACGCCUAAUGGCAGUGGGUAAUCUUGACACACUUUACGUUGCAAAUGAGUUUAUUGCUUUUGUUACAGUUUUUGUUGUAUUGGGAUUGACGGAAAUGUGGUUAAUUCAAUAUGUAAGCUUAACUAUUGGCAAUUUUUAUGUACAAAAAAAAAUGUAAAAAAAAUUAUUGGCAA